Messenger RNA from Oncorhynchus kisutch (coho salmon), 3410 nucleotides. RefSeq names its product NACHT, LRR and PYD domains-containing protein 3-like. The transcript is spliced from 8 exons. The record is from RefSeq and is a predicted model, not a curated record. Gene Ontology annotation, molecular function: protein binding. Bases 40 to 3267 code for a protein of 1075 amino acids. Lineage: Eukaryota; Metazoa; Chordata; Actinopteri; Salmoniformes; Salmonidae.
AAGCCCAGAGCAGAGUCACCUACAACCAGCCUGCUAUCAAUGAAGAGUGAUCAGCCACCUGCUUUCAGCCAGGAACCAUUACCAGAUGACAAUAAGGAAGUGGAGAGUUUGGACAGUGAGGAUGCAUUAAAGAUCACACACAACCUUCUGGACAGAAGAAGUCAAACUCUGCUGACAGUCCAACAAGAGAUUAAGGCUAAACUGAAACACAAGUAUCAACACAUAUCUGAAGGAAUUGGACACCAUGGAAACCAAAGUCUGUUCAAGGACAUCUACACAGAGCUCUACAUCACAGAGGGUGGAAGUGGAGGGCUCAAUAAUGAACAUGAGGUUAGACAGAUCGAGAUGGCAUCCAAGAAACAAACCACACAAGAGACACCAAUCAAAUGCAACGACAUCUUCAAGCCUUUACCUGGACAAGACAAACCUAUCAGAACUGUGCUGACAAAAGGAAUCGCUGGUGUUGGAAAAACAGUCUCUGUGCAGAAAGUCAUCCUUGACUGGGCAGAAGGAAAAGCAAAUCAGGACAUUCAUUUCAUGUUUCCUCUUCCUUUCCGUGAUCUGAACCUGAAAAAGGACCAAUACAGUCUGAUGCAACAUAUAUCCCACUACUUGUCAGAGCUGAAAGAGAUUGACAGCAUUGAAGAUGGUGAAACCAAAACCGUUUUCAUUUUUGAUGGUCUGGAUGAGUGUCGACUUCCUCUAGACUUCAAAAACAAUGAGAAAUGCUGUGAUGUCACGAAGCCUACCUCAGUGGAUGUGCUGCUGACAAAUCUUAUCAAGGGGAAUCUGCUUCCCUCUGCUCUCCUCUGGAUAACCUCACGACCUGCAGCUGCCAAUCAGAUCCCUCCUGAGUGUGUUGACCAGGUAACAGAGGUACGAGGGUUCAAUGAUCCACAGAAGGAGGAAUACUUAAGGAAGAAAAUCAAAGAUCAGAAUCUGGCCAGUGAAAUCAUCAAACACAUGAAGACAUCAAGGAGCCUCCACAUCAUGUGCCACAUACCAGUCUUCUGUUGGAUAUCAGCCACUGUCCUUGAGAUUAUGCUGAAAGAGGCAGAGAAGGAUGAAGUCCCCAAAACUCUGACCCAGAUGUACUCACAUUUCAUUCUCAUCCAAAUCAUUGCGAAGAACAAGAAGUACAACAAAGCCACAGAGACAAACCCCAAGGAACUGUCUCAGUCAGACAAAGAGAUGAUCCUGAAACUGGCAAAGCUGGCUUUCCAACAGCUGCAGAAGGGCAACCUGAUCUUCUAUGAGGAGGACCUGAGAGAGUGUGGCCUUGACGUCACAGAGGCGUCAGAGUACUCAGCAUUGUGUACAGAGAUCUUUAAAGAGGAAUCUGGGCUGUACCAAGACAAGGUCUACAGCUUUCUGCAUCUGAGCAUUCAGGAGUUUCUAGCAGCAGUGCAUGCUUUAGAAUCUUGUCUGGACAAGAAGGAAAAUGUUUUCUCCCCAACUAGUGAUGAUGAAGAGAAGGAGUCAAUCCAGUUGUCUGACUUACACAGGAGAGCAGUGGACCAGGCCUUGAAGAGUGAGAAUGGACACCUGGACCUGUUCCUCCGCUUCCUUCUGGGUCUCUCACUGGAGUCCAAUCAGAAUCUGUUACGAGGCCUUCUGACACAGACAGGAAGUACAACACAGACCAAUGAGGAAACAGUUGAGAGAACAGUCAGGUACCUUUCAGACAAGAUCAAGGAGGAAUCCUCACCAGAAAGGAUCAUCAACUUGUUCCACUGUUUGAAUGAACUUGGUGCCAACUCUCUAGUUGAAGACAUGCAGAACUCCCUGCAUUCAGGAACUCUUUCAGAAACAAGACUAAAACCUGACCAAUGUUCAGCCCUGGCCUACCUGUUACUGAUGUCAGAGGAGGUGCUGGAGAAGUUUAAACUGAAGAGAUACAACACAUCAGAGAAAGGUUAUCAGAGGUUAAUGCCGGUAGUGAAAACCUGCAAGAGAGCACUACUGGAUGGCUGUAAACUCACAUAUAAAUCCUGUGAGACUCUGGUCUCAAUUCACCAGACACCAAACUGCCCUCUGAGAGAACUAGACCUCAGCUACAAUGACCUGGAAGACAGAGGAGUGAAGCUGCUCUGUGUUGGACUAACCAAUCCACUCUGCAACAUACAGACACUAGUACUAGCCGGCUGUAACCUCACAUAUGAAUCCUGUGAGACUCUGGCCUCAGCUCUGCAGACACCAAACUCCCCCGUAAGAGAACUGGACCUCAGCUACAAUGACCUGGGAGACAGAGGAGUGGAGCUGCUCUGUGUUGGACUAACCAGUCCACUCUGCAACAUACAGACACUAGUUCUUGGUCAGUGUGGUCUGACAGAGGGUUGCUGUUCAGAUCUGGCCUCAGUCCUGAGUUCACCCAACUCACAACUGAAACAACUGGAGUUGAGAGACAAUGACCUGCAGGACUCAGGAGUUACACUGCUGUCUGCUGGACUGAAGGAUCCAGACUAUAAACUACACACACUGGGGCUGUCUGGCUGUCUGGUCACAGAGGAGGGCUGUGCUGCUCUGUCUUCAGCUCUGAGGUCAAACCCCUCCCACCUGAAAGAGCUGGACCUGAGCUACAAUCACCCAGGAGACUCUGCAGGGGGACUGCUUUCAGCUGCUCUGGUGGAUCCCACAUAUAAACUGAUGAAGCUGAAUGUGGAUCAUGGUGGAGAGUGCAGGCUGAAAUCAGGGCUGAGAAAAUAUGCCUGUCAUCUCACCCUGGACCCAAAUACAGCACACCCACACCUGAUACUGUCUGAGGGGAACAGGAAGGUGACAUGGGUGUUGGAGAACCAACAUUAUGAAGACCAUCCAGACAGAUUUGAUUGUCUUUUCCAAGUUCUCUGCAGAGAAGGCUUAUCUGGAGGUCGUUAUUACUGGGAGGUGGAGAUGGACGGUGACCAGAUUUACAUCGGUGUGGUGUACAAAGGAAUGAAGAGGAAGGGAGAUGAGGAUGACAGUUGGAUUGGACUCAAUAGGAAGUCCUGGUGUUUAUUCUGCUCUGAUAGCGGUUAUGACUUUUACCAUCCUGGAGUCAGUGUCAGAAGAUCCAUCUCUGAUCCUGUUCCUAACAGAGUUGGAGUGUAUCUGGACUGGUCAGCUGGUACUUUGUCCUUCUAUAGUGUGUCCUCCUCUGGUACACUGACACACCUUUACACAGAACACACCAGAUUCACUGAACCCCUCUAUCCUGGGUUUGGGUUUGAGGUUUCCUCCUCCUCAGUCACUCUGUGUCAGAUAGACGAUCGACACAAUCAAAGGUGAGUCAUCGAUCUAGGUAACAAUCAUUCUAGGUAACAUAAUAACAAAAUCCUCAUCAAUCAUCCUACCAGGAAUCAAGGUAAGACCCAGAUUCAGACACAUUGAUAUGACAAUGGUUUAAUAUUCCAACAGGGGCAGGCAAUAGA